AAGCUUUAAACCCUCUUUUGUCCCUCCUGUUUUUCCAUUUGUUCCUGAGGACAGUGCCUGCAGGCAGGAUGGCUCUGUGUGCUGGGUUUGUCAGCUUGCCCGAAGAUGAGUUGGAAAGUCCUGUCUGUUCCCGUCAUUCAGCGAAUGAUGUUCGCCUACUGUGUGUGGAGGCUUCAGGCUUCGCUACUGUGUUAGUGUUCCUGUGGGGCUCUGAAAUGACCCGGGUCUCCCUUGCCCUUACAGCCGUGCCUAGCCCGGCAUCCAUAAUGUUCCACCCACCACCCCCUUCUCGCUGGGAAGGUGGGAGGCUUUGCAGGGGAGGCGACACCCACCCAGUCUUGCAGAUUGUAGGCACUUUGGAGGUGGAGACUGGGAGGGAGAGCUUUCGUCUUGAACAGUUUGUGCAAAGGCACAGAGGCGUGAAAGGACCACUCCGUUCCAGCCGGGCUUGGAUUUCUUAG
Rattus rattus (black rat) is the source of this 461-nucleotide messenger RNA. RefSeq lists its product as uncharacterized. Bases 69 to 461 code for a protein of 130 amino acids. NCBI's taxonomy places the organism in Eukaryota, Metazoa, Chordata, Mammalia, Rodentia, Muridae. The record is from RefSeq and is a predicted model, not a curated record. The transcript is spliced from 3 exons.